Messenger RNA from Mycena citricolor, 542 nucleotides. Lineage: Eukaryota; Fungi; Basidiomycota; Agaricomycetes; Agaricales; Mycenaceae. The record is from the annotation of a GenBank genome assembly.
ACAGAUUGAAAGCAUCAAGAAGCUGAAUUGGUUCUGUUCAACACCGUUGGAGCUCGGCUGGAGUUCCUACCAGAAGACGUAGAUGGUCGUUCCAGCAACCAUGAGCAGCCUGAAAUGUCCAUCGUCAAAGAGUUUGCCUGUGCGAGUUACAGCGGAGCAAGGCAGAGUUGCGAAGCAUUCCAGGCCUCACCGGCGGGGAGUCCAAUGCUAGGUGGCAUUGCGUUAGCAGAGGUUCAUUAGCGCACUGACAUCGGAAGCCGAGCUGUUGUUCAAGAACAGUCGCUGUGCGGGGUCAGGUUUCGUCGAGACGAGCCGUAAGAUUUGCUGACCGUGUAGUGGUCCUCGAGCACUCCAAACGAAAGAGACACCCCGAAGGUGGAAAACAGGAUAACGGCACUGAGCACGGUCAGAUCAAAGUUGGCUGUAGACAUUAGCCGACGUACGACCCCAAUACUGUCAGCCAUCCUUGCAACCCACCCUCCGGGAAGGUCAUCGUCGGAUUUGGAGCAUGUUCAACGACUGUACGCUCCCCGCUGUCCGUA